AUGGCAGACUUCCAGCUUGACGAUCUACCCACCUACAUGAUAUGGCGAUCAGAACCAUUGGACGACAGCUUCGACCUGACUACAGGGCUCAACUUUUUCCCGACCAAAGGCUCGGCUGAGUUGGAUGAGGCGCUGCAAUUUUGGUUUCUACUCUCCCAGACUCCUCAGGUGAGAAGACGAGACGCAGUCAUCGCAUUCUUGAACGAGGAGAAGGACAAUUCGUCGUCAGAGGCUAGCGGACCCUUAUCUUCAACAGAGCUCGACAAUGGAACACAAACUUCAACUUCCGCGAGCACGGGUUUUCAUUCAUACGACACCGGACCUCAUCAGUCACCACCGACCGACAUCAUCUAUGGACCCAUAGACGAGUGUGUCAAUCACCAUCUUCCACCACCGGCUCCUCUUGAGGGUAAUGUUGAAGCCCAUUUCAUGAACAUGGUACGCAUCAUACGUCGCAUCAGCGCCAGGAUAUACGGCACUCCAUCGGAAGCCCUUCCUCUGCUGGAGAGCCCUGACUAUCACACAAGCAUGGGAGCUCCCCCCUCUGGAUCAACUGAGCAGCACGAUUCGUACAGAAUGGCUACCAAUGUGAACACGGCGACUGUCUCAAGACCUUCAACCGCGCCUGCGACCUACGUCACCAUACCCGAAAACACAUCGCACCGCACGAACGCCCCUUCGUUUGUCUUGACUGUGGCAAGCGAUUCCUCUGGCAAAAGGACCUCUCAAGGCAUCACGGCCAAGUGCACACGAGGCUGGGUAAACACCCUCACGCUAGGUCACCGAGACGCUCUCACGUCUGCAGCGAUUGUAGCGCAAGGUUCUCUCGUUUGUCAGACAUGGUACGACACCACAAAUGCGUCCAUAAUAGGUGUCCUGUUCGUGUCGACGACGACGUGA
Molecule: messenger RNA, 900 nt
Organism: Zasmidium cellare ATCC 36951
Lineage: Eukaryota; Fungi; Ascomycota; Dothideomycetes; Mycosphaerellales; Mycosphaerellaceae
Exons: 2
Coding region: 1-900 (299 amino acids)
Source: RefSeq, a predicted model, not a curated record